AUGCGUCGUUUUCAUCUACCUUACGCUAUUCUUCUAUUACUAAGUAUUUUCUUCUUCGCGCCAUGUAUGCAAGCUGCGCCUUUGAUCGAGAUCGACUCGGAUACCUUGCUACGGAUAACGACACCUGCGCCGUCGCUUCCUCCGCUCCCGCCGAGUGUGCUCGCACAAGUCGAGGCUGCCGAGCACCGCGGCCGUAAUGUGACUGGUCCACAUAUCAACGCCACUGUUGCUGCUGCUUUGAACUAUACACAGUUCGAGUACACUUUAGUCAACGCACUGUACGAAAUCGAUCAGAGUCUAUGUCUGAACGAGGCGCUCACAAUGGGUGCGGCCGAUGUCGCUGCAAUGCUGAGCGAGUGCACUGUCGACCAGGUGAACAAUGGCAGCUGCAGCUACGCGACCAAGUCGGCGGUGGAGUCUAUGUUUCAAACGGUCGGCUGGAGCAGCCCUGAUUUUGCAGGCGUCGCACUAGCGAGAAAGUUUCCCGCGGCGUUCUUCAACUGGUCUGGUCCGGCCGGAGAGGGAGGCGACGGUCUGCGCGGCAUCCGCGCCUAUGCUGCUGCCCUCGAGGUUACGGAUAUCGUGACGCGGGAACUUGGACCGGCGGUACGCAGCGGCCUGUACAAGCUUGCAGCAGCUGGAGCCGUUGAAUUGCUAAACGAUGAGGUUUAUGCGUACGUUGUGAUUGGGAAGGCGGCGGGUCAGACUUGCUAUGAGCCCUGA
Messenger RNA from Cyanidioschyzon merolae strain 10D, 723 nucleotides. RefSeq lists its product as hypothetical. The transcript has a single exon. The record is from RefSeq and is a predicted model, not a curated record. Lineage: Eukaryota; Rhodophyta; Bangiophyceae; Cyanidiales; Cyanidiaceae. Bases 1 to 723 code for a protein of 240 amino acids.